Tetrapisispora phaffii CBS 4417 is the source of this 1059-nucleotide messenger RNA. RefSeq names its product Yfh7p (gene YFH7). Gene Ontology annotation, cellular component: cytoplasm. Bases 1 to 1059 code for a protein of 352 amino acids. The record is from RefSeq and is a predicted model, not a curated record. The transcript has a single exon. Gene Ontology annotation, molecular function: ATP binding; ATP hydrolysis activity. NCBI's taxonomy places the organism in Eukaryota, Fungi, Ascomycota, Saccharomycetes, Saccharomycetales, Saccharomycetaceae.
AUGGUCGACCUUGAUAGAAUUGUAGAUGAUACGAUUCAAUUACUAGGUAAGAAUAUGGCUAAGAAUUAUCGAGUUAUAGUUCUCUUGGUUGGACCUCCGGGGUCGGGAAAGUCGACAGUUGCUCAAAGUUUAUGUGAUGCAAUUAAUGCAAAGUAUACAUCCUACUUAAGCAAUUUCACUGGAAAGCAUGGAGAAUCACCAAUUAAAUACCAGCAGGUACAUGAAGAUGAAGUCAAUAUUCUAAAAAAUGUUAAUGAGAUCAGUGUACCGUUACAAAAGUAUUUGGUCGAGAACGAUGGUAUUAUGCCCCAAUGCGUUGAAGAUGUUAAAUUUGAGCCUGUGAAAAUUCAAGCCAAUGACGGAAGUACAGUAGUCAUUGGUAGAGGUGGCCUACCAAAUUCAGUAAAGAUAGCUGCUAAUGAGUCAGAAUUGUUUAGUAAUAUAGAACUAUCACAAGUGGUACCUAUGGAUGGUUUCCAUCUCUCCAGAAAUUGUUUGGAUAAUUUUACUGAUCCAGUGGAAGCACAUAAAAGAAGAGGGUCGCCAAUGACUUUUGAUAGUAAUAACUUCUUACAACUGUGUAAGGCUCUUUGUGAAACUGCAAAAAUUACGGCAAGAAACAAUGUUGGGACAAUAGAACAAAAUAAUUCUAUUGAGACCGUUUUUGACGCUGUGUCUUCUACAUUUAUCUCGAAUAUUCCUUGUAUAUGUAUUCCUGGAUUUAAUCACGCCUUAAAGGAUCCAUCCACUGCGGCUCUCACAAUCCCUAGCCAGUCGAGGAUUCUGAUCUUGGAAGGUUUGUAUUUACUGUAUGACAAGGAAAAUUGGGCCAACAUACAUAAAAUAGUUGAAGGUACAGCGUCUUAUUUGAUAUAUAACAUAGAUAUUUCAGAAUCUGUUCUCCAAGAUAGAGUCGCAAAAAGACACUUGAAAUCUGGACUCGUUAGCUCUUACGAAGAAGGUGUCAAGAAGUUUCAAGGAAACGAUUUGUUAAACGCAAGAGAUAUAAAAAGCAAUACUAUUAAAGCACAUAGUGUAAUCACCAUCACUAAUGACUGA